AUGAAGAAGGUGUAUAGUGAUGGAUUUAUUCAUGGAAGCAACAAUUUCAGGCAAGCACCCGAAUCAUCAGAGGACGACAACUUAUUCCACAGUCACAUGAACCAUGUUUUGAAUCAAUCUCUUUCUUUGGUUAUCAAAUUCCAGAGGAUACCACAAGACGGUAGUAUCAUCUCCAAGAUGGUUUCUCAAGAGCUUACAUCACUGUUCCCAAUACUAAUGAGUCUUUCCAAAUUGAUUGAAUCAAACUCUUCACUUGAAGAGCAGGGAACUCUGUGUAAACUUGCUGAAUGCCUCCUCUCAAUUGAAAUAUCAAAACGGGAUGGAACAACCGUAAAACCAACAACAAAUCUAUUAGAAAGAAUGGAUGCCGUAAAAGUUUCUUUUGAGAAUUUUGAGAGAACAUCUGCUCUCAUGGUUUUACUUGCAUUUAACUAUAUUGAUAAACCAUCCCUUGAUCAGGUUGAACAAUGCAUUGAACAUUGUGACUUGAUGCUCUAUAACUCAGAUAAGCUAGAACCUAGUGAUCUUACUUGCAUGGCCAUGAUUCUCUUUAAUAUCUAUAAGAAACAACCUUGUUUAGAAUUGCUUGGAGAUGCUUUUAUACUUUCCAGUUUUGCAAGUGUAGUUGAUCCUCUGGGAGCUGAAACUCUCAUGUUGCAGAUAGGAAAUUCAUUCAUUGUAAAAUUCAAACAGACAUUUUCUCCACUGUUAUCCCAACUUGUAGAGUUUCUUUCUAGAAGGAUAUCAACUUCAAAUUUGGGGUCAUUGUUGUUCUCUUCUGACACUUUUUGUGAAAUACUGUAUAGUAAUAUUACAAGAAACCUAAGACCAGAUAUUAUUCCUUCAUCUUCUUUCAAGUUUGGUGAAGAUUUAAAAUGUGUAUCACGAAAAGAGUUCAAAUCACAAAAUUUCCUUGAGGAUUUAUUACGAAUUGGAAACUCUAACGACUCAAACCAGCAGAUGUUAAGUUUGUACAAAACCAUCAACAGUACAUUCCUUUCAAUUGAUUCUUUCCAAACCAAAGCUCACAAACUGGCAUUAGUUUGUCAACUUGUUGUCAAGAAUAAGUUAGAAAUGGAUAGAAAUGAGUUGUUGAAUGCUUUGUUAGUCUGUAUUCAUAAUUUCCAUCUUGUUUUUGAAACACAGUCCUUUUCACACAUUUCCCACUCUUCAGAAUCGAUGCCUGUUAGUGGAAGCAAUACUCUCUGCUUCGAUUUGUAUUACUUUUCUGUUUUUCAAUUUUACAACUUGUUGACAGACCUCACUACUCUCAAAUAUCCUGCAGCUGAGAAUUGUUUCUAUUUCAAAAAUAUCAACAAUAGAUUCUUACAGUUUUUAUGGAAGAAAGUUAUUGAGAACUUACAACUUCUUCAAAACAAGAUUAGUGCAAGGCAGCAACCCAAAGAUUUUAAAGAUCACUAUUUAACAUCUAUUCUGUCAUCAUCUUUUGAGGACACACAUAAACACCAGUUGGAGGAGAUUAAAUCAAAUAUUGAACAGAUUACGAUCCUAGCAGAAGACAAUCAAAGGACAAUUGAUCUUCAAAUAGAGAAGGCCAAGGACAGAUUAAACCAUUUGAAUCAAUCGAAUCUUACUUCUCAAGAGAUUCGAAUCAUUAAAAGCUUUGGUACAGAAAUGCAAUCUUUAACUGGGAUUGAAUAUGAGUAA
This is a messenger RNA of Naegleria gruberi, 1668 nucleotides long. RefSeq lists its product as uncharacterized. The transcript has a single exon. Bases 1 to 1668 code for a protein of 555 amino acids. Lineage: Eukaryota; Heterolobosea; Eutetramitea; Acrasida; Naegleriidae. The record is from RefSeq and is a predicted model, not a curated record.